Messenger RNA from Cornus florida, 975 nucleotides. RefSeq lists its product as uncharacterized. The transcript is spliced from 2 exons. The coding region runs from base 1 to 975 and encodes 324 amino acids. NCBI's taxonomy places the organism in Eukaryota, Viridiplantae, Streptophyta, Magnoliopsida, Cornales, Cornaceae. The record is from RefSeq and is a predicted model, not a curated record.
AUGAAGCAACCUUUGGAGCAAAAAGACAAGAACAAGCACUGCGCCUACCACAGGGAUUACGGGCAUGCGACUAACAAUUGCAGGUCCCUUAGGCGGCAAGUGGAAAAUAUGAUAAUAAGAGGUGAGUUGGCAGACUACCUCACAACAAAGGAGUACGUGAAGCCCCGGGACGUCAAUCCUCGGAAAGUAGAAGGUAAUCAAGUGAAGGUCAUCCAUGCAAUACAUGGGAGAUCGGAGGAUGAUCAAGAGUCAGAGGAAGUGUAUAGAUCCAAACUGAAGGCAGCCCAUAAGCGAAGGAGGUUAUCCUCGAUGAACACUAUUACUCUGGGCAAUAUCAAUAUUGGGUUCGGCGAUGUGGACUUAUCCAGAGUUCAGCUCCCCCACGAGGAUCCGUUGGUCAUCAGUCUCUUGGUGGCAAAUUACAUGAUCAAGAGGGUUUUGAUAGACCUGGGUAGUAGAGCUAAUAUCAUCACGAAGGUCGUCUUUGAGCAGCUGGAGAUUCCAUCAUCAUCAAUUCGGCCCACCUCUAGCCCCUUGAUGGGAUUUGAUGGCACAAAGGUAAACCCCCUCGGGGUAAUUGACCUAUCCGUUACUGCAGCAAAGAGGACACUGAAGGAGAACUUUGUUCUAACAGAGAUCCAUCCCUCUUAUAAUCUUAUUAUGGGACGAGGCUGGAUCCACCGAAUGAAUGGGGUUCCAUCUACCCUUCAUCAAGUGAUGCGAUGCUUGUCUCCGGACGGUAAGGAGCAAUCACAGAGCCCUUUGCCCAAGUAUCUGAAAGUAGAGGAUAAAGAUGAAGCUGAAGCUACAAAGCCUACUGAGGAAUCCCUCGAAGCUGUUAAAGUAAUCCUCGGUGAUCCUCAGAAGGUCACCUGUAUAGGUUCUUCCCCCAUAACCGAAGAAAAGAAAGCGUUAAUUGAUGUCAUACAACGGAACGCAGAUGCAUUUGCUUUGGAACAUUCAGAUAUGGUAUGA